Messenger RNA from Lolium perenne, 372 nucleotides. The record is from RefSeq and is a predicted model, not a curated record. NCBI's taxonomy places the organism in Eukaryota, Viridiplantae, Streptophyta, Magnoliopsida, Poales, Poaceae.
AUGGCAGCGGCAAGCCAGGAUUCCACGGCGACCAUACCAGCAUCCAUAGCGGCGUCUCCAGCGAUGGCCACUGCAUCCAAGAAGAUCCCGCUUCCCAUUCCAGCAGACUUCGGCUUCGGGGGUGGGUACGGCGGACAGACGGUCCCCGGCGGUGGCCUCGGCGGGUUCAAUGGGUAUGAAGGAGGCCUCGGCGGAUGCUGUGGGGGCUUUGGGUACAACGGCUUUGGUGGUAACGGCGGGCUUGGGUACGACAAUGGGCCAUUGUUCUUUGGCUCAGCGCCGGCGUCAGGACUGAAGCUGAGCAGCUUGUUGGUUGGAAAUGGGUUUGCACCUCUCCUCGUGGCUGGGGCUGCAGCCAUGUUUUACAUGUGA